Helicoverpa zea (corn earworm) is the source of this 3998-nucleotide messenger RNA. It is a transcript of the gene Mrgn1, whose product is annotated as E3 ubiquitin-protein ligase MGRN1. Gene Ontology annotation, molecular function: ubiquitin protein ligase activity. The record is from RefSeq and is a predicted model, not a curated record. Gene Ontology annotation, cellular component: cytoplasm. Gene Ontology annotation, biological process: protein ubiquitination. The transcript has 14 exons. The coding region runs from base 117 to 2165 and encodes 682 amino acids. Lineage: Eukaryota; Metazoa; Arthropoda; Insecta; Lepidoptera; Noctuidae.
AAACGAUUGAGAAACUGUCAGACAGUCAGGUCAGAAAAUGUCAGCUGCGUGAGAACAAAAUAAUAGACGUAUUUUUGCGUAAAAUCAAUUAAAUAUCUUCUGUGUUUGUUUUCAAAAUGGGUGCAUUAACAAGUAGGCAAAAUGCUGGUGUAGAAGAAGCAGACGUAGUGUCCAACCAUGCUUACAAAUAUCCUCCUAGAUCAGAUGAUGCAGGUAACUACUUUGGGAGUCACUUCAUCAUGGGCGGCGAGAGGUUUGACACCCCACAGCCUGAAGCAUACUUGUUUGGAGAAAAUGCAGAUUUGAAUUUUCUAGGCAGUAGACCCACACCUAUAUGUCCUCAGUUCCCGUACCCCCCGCCACAGUCUAAUGAGCCUACGAAAACAUUAAAAAGUUUAGUGAAUAUACGCAAGGAGUCUUUACGUUUUGUUCGUUGCCCUGAGCCUGUUGGUAAGCUGGCGGAGAACAAGAUUGGAGACGGGAUGAUCAAAUCCGUGGACAAUAACGGCAAAGGGACGUAUUACAAUAUUGAGUUCACUUUUGACUGUGAUGCAAGAUGUGCCAUUACCGUAUUCUAUUUUUGUACUGAAGAAGUUACUCCCACUGGUGUUGUUUAUUACCCGCGCGAUCCAGCGAUGAAUUCUCAGACAUACCACUACAAGAAGGGUGCAAAUCAGCAGUUCUGUCAAAUUUCACACGUAUUCGACCCGUCCAAACAUCCUGAGGAGGAUUUGGUGUACAACGCAGACAGGGAGAUCAUACCUAUCGCGAUAUACUGUGUCGUUGAUGAAGGACAGGAAGAAAUAAGGCAGUCUCACACGACGAUAGCGGUGGUGGAGAAGCACUCGGACGGCACGUACGUGCUGAAGGCGCUCAAGCAGAAGCUGUUCGUGGACGGCCUGUGCUACUUGCUGCAGGAGAUCUACGGCAUCGAGAACAAGAACCUUGAUACUAAGCCGAGUUCAGACGAGGAGACGGAAGACGGCGGUUCAGAGUGCGUGAUCUGCAUGUGCGACGUGCGCGACACGCUGAUCCUGCCGUGCCGCCACCUGUGCCUGUGCAACUCGUGCGCGGACUCGCUGCGCUACCAGGCCAACAACUGCCCCAUCUGCCGCGCGCCCUUCCGCGCGCUGCUGCAGAUCCGCGCGCUGCAGCGCCGCGCCGACAACGCGCCGCCCGCGCCGCCGCCUACUGAUGGCAGCACAGAGAACAUCCCGGCGGGCUACGAGCCGGUGUCCCUGCUGGAGGCGCUGAACGGGCCGCACCCCGCCCGCGCGCUGCCCGCGCCGCGUCCCGCGCCCGCCAUCGCCAGCCCCGACACCGACACCGCAUCGCAGGCAGCAGAAAUUCUGAACCGUUGCAACUUAGAGCGCAGUUCGUCUACGAGUUUGGGCAGCAGCGGCAGCAGGAAGGCCAAGAGUGGUUCCAAGGAUGACGUCAAGAGUGUACGCGACAGGUCCGCUGCACAAACUGUUACGCCUGAGUUCCGUAUGUCGGUGCUGUUGGCGCGCGAGGAGGAAGCGAAACGCGCGGAAGAGAAGGCGGCCGCCAACAGUCCGUUGUUGUACAACCAUCAUAUCGUUAAUGGAGAUAAGAUCUCUAAGUCGUCCCUGAGCCUGGAGUACGGGUGCGCGGCGGAGGCGUCGGGCUCGGAGGACGAGGCGCGAGCCCCCGCCGAGCCCGACAGCGACGCCGAGCGACUCUCGCCGCUACUCACGCAGCCUACGCCCAACGGGACGGUAUGCAGCGGCGCCGGCGUGUCGCCCAGCGGGUCGGCGCUGCGGCUGUCGGCGCCGACGCUCGCGCACAUCGACGACACCGACACCGACGAGCCCGACAACAAGCACAACUCGAGCGGAACACAGUCUCGUAACGAUGUGGAGUCGCCGGCAGUCGCCGAGGACUCAGAUUAUUUCACGCCGGAAGACACCAACACGACCAUUCUGACCGUUCCUAAGACGAACAAACUUGCAGAGCCGACUAACAAUGGAGAUUGCACUCCCCAGCGCUGGGCCUUACCGCACCACGUCACAUCACUGCCCGGAACACCUCUAAGCCAGUCCAGCGUGCGUUCAUCAGGCGACUCGUACAGCUCGACGUCGUCCACGCGACAGCUACUCGCCCCCGUGGCGGGGUCGCCGCUGGCCACCGACACCGCGUGCUAGCGCCCAAAGCGUCGCCCGCCGCUCUGCCGCCCUACUGAACUGUAUAAUCACGUCGAGUAUACGUUGCCUCCUUACUAACUUCACUUUCAUCUACAGCAUGAGUUAAAAGCAAUAGUACUGUGGUCUUGCAGCUCCUCUAGCGGUCACUAACUGAACAAAAAUUUGCCAUACAAAUAAUUUACAUAGUUUUACAGCACCUCUAGCGCUCAUCUACGGAACUAAAAUUUGCCAUACAAAAAUGUAUGUAGUCGAUUACGAGUAUCGACAAUACUAUUGCUUUUAACUCAUAGUAGAGGUAUAGAUCUUGUCGAGUAUCUCUGCUUGUCCGAAGUUGACUAGUAGUAGCUAGUGGUGACUUCAUGAUAAACAAAUAACAAGAGUACACAUGUACAAGGCUUCAAUGACUAACUUCGGAAAAGUAAGGUAAUUUGGCGGGAAGUGUACACUGUCCGAUGUAUCUUGGCGACACUGCAAUAUCAUUUUUCAGUAUUAGCUCAAAAUUUGAAUACAAACUGACAUUUAAGGGUGUAUGUGAAUUUAGUCGAUAGUUUGUGGUGAAAUUAGCCAAUUUACUGUGCAAUAGAUUUUGUUUCUAAAAGUUCCUUCCUUCACAGAUGUGAAGCUAAAUUUCUAAUUCCAGAGUUGCCAAGAUACCUCCAACUUACGUUAGUAGAAUGCCAUAUUCAACGUAUAAAAUGCUGGUGUAGCGCGUAGUCGGUGAGUUCGCGACCAUAAAUAUCUUCUACUCUUGACUUUCAUAGACAAUACAUGUAUGUACGUAAUAUAUCGGAAAACUGAAUAUUACACUGAAAUUGUGUUGGACAUGACUAAUUAUCUGUAUUGCAGCUAAAAUAAGUUUUAUUUAGGUAUAUUCUGGCAGAUAUAUUAAUGACGUAAAUAAUAAUAAACUCAACCAACCCCCAACAUAGACAAGUGUGCGCUUCGCAAUUCUUUUUUUUGUCCAUUUUGUUUGUAUCUGAACAAAUUGUUGAAAGAAAUUGUAUUACUUUUAUUUUGGUACAAUGGCCCUCAUUAGGCAGGUGAAACCGCGGGAAAUAAUAGUUAAUUAAAGCAAAUGUUUACUUCAGCUUGCCAAGCAAAAUGUAAAUUAUACAGAGUGGGUUGAAUUUAGUUUGUAUAUAUUUGCAUAAAUGACUACACCCACAUCCGUCCCUACUGCAUGUUAUGUGUACUGGAAAUGAAAAACUGUCUAGAUUUUUCUCGACAUUUCAGUUGCCUUUAUGCUCAAUUUAUAUUAUUUAUAAUAGGUAAUAAAUAAAACAAAUAUCAUAUUAUUUUUGUGAACUAUGCAAUAUUAAUAUUAUAGGGUUUGCUUGGGCCAUUGCUCUCUAAAAUGACAUCUAAAUUAAAAUAUUUUGCAAGCAGUCCCAAGUCAGCCAAGAUUUUAUAUAGGUAGUUAGUGUCAAUUUCUCAUAUUAAUAUUAAAUGUAUAGGUUAUUAUUAAUAAAAUAUGCCAAUUUUGGUGUAACAGCUUGUUUUUCUUAUGUGAUGGACCUUCAAGGUAAUGAAUCUAUUUUGUAUGUAAUUUUAAGAAAUAUGCCCAUAUUAUGCAGGCAUUAUGUAAAAUGUAUUUUAUGUAAGAUAUUUGAGGUAUAAUGCAUCAUAAUAGUAUUCCAUCUGAGUGUGUAUACAAUUCAGUAGGACAUUAUUCAUAGACUGAUCAAGAACAUUCCUCUAUUGAAUCUCAAAUGGUAUGAAAUAUGUAACAGUGGUUCAGUUGAGAAUCAUUUCUGUAGGUGUAAAAUUGUGUAUUCUAUCAUAUAGCUGUAAAAAGUGUAUUAUUUCAUUAAAAUAAUCUCUAAUAAUGUAAAA